AGAUUAUCGGAACGGAAGAGCUGCAGCUGUAAUCAUAGCAGAAGAUGUCACUGCCGGUUUUAAGUUAACUGAAAGACCCUGCAGUCAUCAUCUUUUGGGUGUGAGGGGUCCAUCUGUCAUUGUGGCUGCUGCCCUAGAGAAUUCCUGGAAAUCCCUGACAUGCUUUUGGUGAAGACAGCUCACAGCGUCUUGUUGCGAAUUCUCCUCUUCCCAGCAGGAUCUUCUGGGCAGCCUCGUCCCAACGCCUCCGAGGUUCUAACCCAGCACCUCCUCCAGCGGAACUUGCCUCACUGGACUUCUUUUUGUGUGAAAUACAGCACCGUUCAUAAUGACCAGUUUGCUUUAUCCAACUUUAACUGGGAAGUGAACGGCACAAAUUACCAUGUCCUCAGAACUGGCUGUUUCCCUUUUAUCAAAUAUCACUGCUCCCGUGCUGCCCCCCAGGACCUGCAUUUCUACAACCACUUCUUUACCACGCUGAAAGCCAUAAAUCUAGGGAUCCCUACCCUUAUGUAUGGCCUGGGAUCGUGGCUUUUUGCCCGAGUUACUGAGACUGUUACUACCAGCUGUGGACCAGUGACCAUCUACUUCCUGAUCAAGGAGGACGAAGGAGCGAUGUUUUGAGCCACAGAUAUAAAACUUCUGAUAACUCUCCCUUAUGUUCCUGUAUCCUGCUUUUCAUCUUAACCUAAUUGCUCUCUUUUCUAUCUUCCUAUUUCUUUGUCUCUGUCUUCUUACCCUUUCUGUAUCUUCUCGUAUUUAGGAAUAUUGAAUGAAGAGCAAUUGUGAAUUUGGUGCAGAACAGCGAUACUGUAUUAUUAAUGUAAGAAUGAGAAAUUCUGGUUAUUCUUUAUUUUUUGCAGCAAAAUUGCACUGAUUAAAUGCUAAUUAAAUCCACUCAACUGGGACAAUGUUGAUUUAGUUGUAUUUUUAUUAAUUACCAUACUUGAUAAAAAGGAAAAUGAUUUUGCGUACCGAUGCAUUAUUUUAUCUCCUUAAAUUAUUCAUAGAGCUGCACACGAUGAAUAUGAUUUAAGCUUACCUAUUGCAUAUAUACUCGGCCAGCAGCCACCCUGAGGGCUAAAGCAGUAUUUAGCCUAGCAAUUCACUAGUCUUGAGAUCAUGAAUUAUGACCCUUCCUUGCCGAUUGCGUCUUUUACUGGGUCCGUGCCAGUUCCAGACUGUAAAGUUGUGCAUUCCAUCGGACUUUAAUAAAAUGGUUUUUAAUUA
Pseudophryne corroboree (corroboree frog) is the source of this 1230-nucleotide messenger RNA. It is a transcript of the gene C6H15orf61, whose product is annotated as chromosome 6 C15orf61 homolog. The transcript has 4 exons. NCBI's taxonomy places the organism in Eukaryota, Metazoa, Chordata, Amphibia, Anura, Myobatrachidae. The record is from RefSeq and is a predicted model, not a curated record. Bases 160 to 624 code for a protein of 154 amino acids.